AUGCUCAAGGCUGUGACAAUCACCUCGACGGACAAGUUUGAUUCUGAGCUUCGCAAAUCUGUGGCCAACAAGGCAGCAGUCCCUGCAAGGCCAGAGCUCAACUGGGCCACGAUCGACGAGGCGUGUGAGAAGUGUGGCGUCAAGGAGACGAGGUACAUGGCUAUGCAGACUCGGGGCGCAGACGAGGGCGCGACAAUCAUGCUCUACUGCGUGGCCUGCGGUCAUCGGUUCGUGCAAACUUUCAAACAUGCCGCUCUUAAGUAUCACAACCAGUCAGCUGACAUCGCCUUAGGACGACGUACAACAACUGAGUUGAGGAAGGACAGCAACUACUUUUAUCACCUGGAGAAAUGGAUUCUGACGGCCCCACCCGGACCACAGCCAGUGAAGGGAAGUCCUGCCCUGCCAUUCGACGACCAAGCUUCGAUGGCUAUGAUGACACACAAGCUACCUAAGAAGCUCACCUUCAGCCAGAGUCUCGGUGCGUCCACACUGCGAUCGGACAACGGCAGUCGUCGUGGCGUUCUUCUGGGUAAUGACAGGUGGACUACGCAUCCCAAGGCCAUGUCACGAGAAGAAGACAAGACGUCUGUUGCAAGUCAAACGUCCACUACUACUCGUGACAUCAUUGUACGCGAGACCGCUAAAGAAACAGCAGAUCUGUGUGUUUCAUCAGGUCCGAAUCGCCGAAGGCCAGUUCUGACGGCACCUCUGGCCCCUCGAUGUAUCAUAUCGACUUUCCAGACAGCCCCAGCUGACAAAGCAGUGUCCGAGGGUCGAAUGGACAAGAUGGAAGCUGGCGAGACGCUGCUGUGCUCGUCCGGUUACAUUAGUAACGCACGACGCAUGAAGCGUAUGCAGUCACCUCCUGGCACGACUCUCGGCACUUGUGGUUCUGACUGA
This is a messenger RNA of Thyridium curvatum, 903 nucleotides long. RefSeq lists its product as uncharacterized. The transcript has 4 exons. Gene Ontology annotation, biological process: DNA-templated transcription. Gene Ontology annotation, molecular function: nucleic acid binding; zinc ion binding. The record is from RefSeq and is a predicted model, not a curated record. Bases 1 to 903 code for a protein of 300 amino acids. NCBI's taxonomy places the organism in Eukaryota, Fungi, Ascomycota, Sordariomycetes, Thyridiales, Thyridiaceae.